Messenger RNA from Melampsora larici-populina 98AG31, 501 nucleotides. RefSeq lists its product as uncharacterized. Gene Ontology annotation, molecular function: nucleosome binding. NCBI's taxonomy places the organism in Eukaryota, Fungi, Basidiomycota, Pucciniomycetes, Pucciniales, Melampsoraceae. The transcript is spliced from 2 exons. Gene Ontology annotation, biological process: transcription elongation by RNA polymerase II; positive regulation of transcription elongation by RNA polymerase II. Bases 1 to 501 code for a protein of 166 amino acids. The record is from RefSeq and is a predicted model, not a curated record. Gene Ontology annotation, cellular component: FACT complex.
AUGUCAGAGGUAAAUCCCGUUCUCUUUCAUAGGCGGUUGCGAAAGCUAUUAGACUUUUGGCAAAAUGCAACUGCAGGUGACGUCGAGACUCGUCGGUUUCUGAAUACCGGCGGGCUUCUGUUUGUCACUGGAGAUCAGCAUCACCUUUAUAGCGACACUCUUACUAUACAUCGGUAUCUCCUAGGAAUUGAUUUAUAUUUGACGUUGACCUUCAUCACCCCGGAGAAGGUCACCUUUCUCUGCUCGCCACACCAGGCAAAAAAAUUGAAGCCUCUAGAAAAGAUAAACAAAUCAUUUGGAGCCGAUGUAACAGUGAGCAUACUGGUCAAAUCAAGUCACCCCGGCCCGACUACAAAGGCAGUAAAUAAAUUAAUUCUAGCGAUGGAAAACACGGUUCAAGAUGGCAAGAGGUUGGGAUCUUGUACAAAUGCCAUAUUCGACCGAGAUUACGGGGUCGGUGAAGAGAUGUCAUUUUAUAAUCAGCUUUUGGCCUCAUUUUGA